GCCACUGAUGCGGCAGCCUGCAAGCCGCAGGAGAGUAUGAUGUGUUCGCUCGGCAACCAGCAAAGACGUUAAUCAGCGGCCGACCCGGGAAAUCUCAGGCUGACUCACUGGUCGCUGCGGGAGUCCUAUAAAUCUACCUGAUGUGUCCUCGCCCAACGUUAACAUCACGAAGCAUCUUCCUCUUGAACUCCUCCGCAAUAUCCAUCAGCAAAUAAGAUGACUCCGUCGCACUACAACCGUAUCAUCCUCGUACAGAGACCCACAGGGCCCGUGGAUUCGUCCACCUUUCGACAGGAAACCCUGCCUUUUGACCUUAAGCCUGGAGAUGGCCAAGUCCUCAUACGCAUCCAAUAUCUCUCCGUUGAUCCUGCGCUGCGCAUGCUGCUCGACGAUAUAAAGUCAUUUACCACGCCGACGCAGAUAGGCGAACCCGUCCGGUGCAUAGGGGUCGGCACUGUUGUCGAGUCCGGCAAGAACAGCCCUCUUGUCCCGGGUGACAUCGUUAGCGGAUUUGUCGGAUGGACGGAGUAUGUCGUAGCUGAUGCCGAACAGUUCACCAAGGUCGUUGUACCAGAUGACGCUAAUAUUGUCGACGCGUUAGGAGCCCUGGGCCAUAUCGGGCUCACUGCUUACUUCGGUCUCAUAGAUGUCGGCAAAAUCCAGGCCGGCGAGACUCUGCUCGUCUCCGCUGCCGCAGGGGCCACCGGAUCGCUCGUCUGCCAGCUCGGUCUUGCGAAAGGCGCCAAAGUCUACGGCAUUGCGGGCUCGCAGGCUAAGUGCGAAUAUCUCGAGAAGACGGUCGGCGUGACCAAGGCGUUCAACUACAAGAGCCCGACAUUCCACGAGGCCCUCGCCAAAGAGAUUGGCGGCUUCGAUUUGUUCUUUGACAAUGUCGGCGGAGAUAUGCUCGACUUUGCACUGACGCUGAUGAACACGCAUGCGCGUGUCGUGUUGUGCGGAAGCAUUUCUGAGUACAACUCGACGCAGCUCAAGCCGCUUACGAACCACGUCCAGCUGCGCAUGAAGCGUGCCAAGAUGGAGGGAUUCAGUUUAAUCGACUAUCUCCCGCGCUUAGCCGAAGGCAAACAGUAUCUGGCGGAACUGAUGAAGCAAGGGAAGUUGAAACAGCAAUAUCAUAUCGUCAAUGGUCUGGAGAACGCGCCGAAGGCGCUGGGCAUGCUAUUCACUGGCGAGAACAAAGGGAAGCUCAUUUUGAAGGUGGCAGAUUGAUGAGAUAUCAAGGUCUUUUGAAGCGUCUGUAUUUGUAUUGCGGCUCGUGUAACCUCAUAAACCACUUCGAAAUCGUCGGUCUUGAUGUAUAAAUUCGCCAGGUAUGGCCUUAGCCAAGCAGCUCUGCGGUUAUGUAGUGCUUCUGGAUCCUCGUUUUGUGCACGCAGCUACUAACACUGCUGUGCGGGAGGCACGCCACUGAGAGCCGGAAGUCUCAU
Molecule: messenger RNA, 1448 nt
Organism: Laetiporus sulphureus 93-53
Lineage: Eukaryota; Fungi; Basidiomycota; Agaricomycetes; Polyporales; Laetiporaceae
Product: NAD(P)-binding protein
Exons: 9
Coding region: 217-1230 (337 amino acids)
Molecular function (GO): oxidoreductase activity, acting on the CH-CH group of donors, NAD or NADP as acceptor
Source: RefSeq, a predicted model, not a curated record